Messenger RNA from Lycium barbarum (goji berry), 1224 nucleotides. RefSeq lists its product as uncharacterized. The transcript is spliced from 3 exons. Lineage: Eukaryota; Viridiplantae; Streptophyta; Magnoliopsida; Solanales; Solanaceae. The record is from RefSeq and is a predicted model, not a curated record. The coding region runs from base 1 to 1224 and encodes 407 amino acids.
AUGGGUAAUUCUGGGGGCCUUGUUGUUGUGUGGAAGGAUGAUGCCUUAAAAGUGGAUGACAUCUUUGUUACCACCCAAGGAAUCAAUUCAAUUAUCAAGGUAAAUAACUCUAAUGUUCAAUGGUUCUUUUCAACUAUUUAUGCUAGUAAUAACCUUGCUGAUAGAAAAACCCUUUGGGAUCAACUUUGCACUAUGUCAGACAAUAUUAGAGACACUGAUAAAUCGCUAGUGGGAGGGGACUUUAAUGAAAUUCUUAAGGCCUCUGAUAAGUUUGGGGGAAAUAAUAUUAACUUUAAUAGGGAUUCAAAGGUAGCAGAUUCACCUGGACCAAAAAAAGAUAUAGGAAUAGGCAAAAUCUCAUUCUUGAAAGACUUGAUAGAUGUUUUGCAAAUAAUGCCUGGAUCAAUCUCUACCCAGAUGCAUAUAUUAGAAACAAUGUGGUGUAGCCACCCCAACUUUAAUAAUAUGGUUGGGGAACACUUUGAAUUCUCCCAAGACCUCACUCACUAUACUGACUCCUUUGGGAUGAACCUAAUUCAGUGGAACAAGGAGGUGUUUGGUAGCAUUUUCUUCAAAAAGAAAAGACUCUUUGCUAGAUUAGAGGGUAUCCAGAAGUCUCAAAGUUAUCCUUAUAGUACAUUCCUCCAAAAUCUAGAAGCCAACCUUCAGGAUGAUUAUGAUGAUAUUCUUAGACAAAAAUCUGAAUUUUGGAGACUUAAAUCUAGAAUAUCUUGGCUUAAUGAAGGCGACUCUAAUACAAAAUUCUUCUACAUAUCCACUCUUAAUAGAAGAAGAAGGAAUAGGAUCCUUUCUCUCAAGGAUGCAGUAGGGAAUUGGAUCCAAGAUACUAAGGGCAUUAAAGAGAACAUCACUAAUUAUUAUCAGAACCUUUUCAGUACUGAUCCGACCACAUCCCCUCUUCUAUGUGCUACUAACCCUUCCAUCAGAGGUGCUUUGACCCAUGAGGAGAAAGAAAUUCUUAGAACACCCUUGACCAUUAAAGAAAUUAAACAGGCAGUGUUCUCAUUCAAAUCCUAUAAAGCACCAGGACCUGAAGGCAUGCACCCUUUUUUGUACCAAAAAUUCUGGUCAACCAUUUCAAAUCCCCUAAUUGACUUUUGCAAGAAGACUUUCACCACUUUAAACAUGGAUAAGCAAAUUAAUCAUACCUACAUUUUCCUCAUCCCUAAGCGUGAUAAUACUACUAUGUUGAAGAAUUUUUAG